Molecule: messenger RNA, 2505 nt
Organism: Saccharomyces mikatae IFO 1815
Lineage: Eukaryota; Fungi; Ascomycota; Saccharomycetes; Saccharomycetales; Saccharomycetaceae
Gene: LAF1
Product: Laf1p
Exons: 1
Coding region: 1-2505 (834 amino acids)
Molecular function (GO): protein binding
Source: RefSeq, a predicted model, not a curated record
AUGACAAAAGCGAUGGAAGCUAAAACAAGUAUAAACAAAGUAAAAUCUGAGGUCAGUAACUCUUCCAAUACAACAGGAUCCGAAGAAGAGAAUCGAUCGCACCGAGGGAGUUUUGACGGUGAAUCUAGUUCCAGUGAAAGCAAAAGCAAACUGAACCUUGAAUUUUCUGCAGAUAUUGAGCCAUUGAAGUUCAGAAUGACAAAGACAAACAAUACCAACAGCAAAAUCAAUCAUGGUAGUAAUGACAGUAAUGUCACAGAUUCAUUUAUGAGACUAAAAGAACACUUACAAAGGGGCAACACUCUAACUUCGAACCUGAGAGUUAAUGAAUUUUAUCCCUUCAAUUCCAUUGAUACCGAACAAUUUGAAAACUAUUUAAGGGAACCAAAGUACAUCAAAAUGUUGAAACGGCGGAAAAACCUAAAGCAGUUCAGAAGAUUAUUUCUUGCUCAAGAACUAAUGGCAUACGAAGGUGAUACAAUCACAUCAGCUUCCAAGUCAUCUGAACCCACCUCUAAAGCCAUAUGGAGUACAAAGUUCAGCUGCGAUGGAAAGUUCAUGGCUACCGGCAGUAAAGAUGGUAGAAUAAGAAUAUGGAAAGUAAUUGGCUCCCCCGUAGAAAGAGCCGAAUUGGACUCCAGUGCAGAAUCGAAUAAAGAAGCACGCGCUAAGUCGAUGCGUAUCAAGCAACAGGUCAAUUCAUUAAACAAUCCGAAAGAGAAACAAUAUUUGGACGUUGCUACAGAGAAAUAUGAGGAGAAAGAAAAACUAUUGAACUUGUAUGCACCUGUGUUCCAUCCAACGCCCUUGCGACUCUACAAAGAACAUGUACAAGAUGUUUUGGAUAUAAAUUGGUCAAAGAAUAAUUUUAUUCUGUCAGCUUCGAUGGAUAAGACGGUCAAGUUAUGGCAUCCUGAUAGGAAAAAUUCUCUGAAGACCUUUGUCCAUCCCGAUUUUGUUACCUGUGUGGAAUUUCAUCCCACAGACGACAGAUUUUUUAUUAGCGGUUGUCUGGAUCACAAAUGCAGAUUAUGGUCCAUCUUGGAUGAUGAAGUCAGUUUCGAAUACGAUUGUCAAGAUUUAAUCACAUCUGUUACCUUAUCUCCUGAUGAAGGGAAGUACACAAUAAUAGGAACUUUUAAUGGAUAUGUUCAUAUCCUGAUGACUCGGGGUCUUACUCCAGUUUCUUCAUUUCAUGUAGCCGAUAGACAAACACAAGAACAAAACGCGCAUGUUAUGGUCACAGAAACUGAUUCAAAAAUUCGUCAUGGUCCGCGUGUUACUGGUUUGCAAGCUUUUAGAUCUCAGAUAGAUAAUUCGUUCCGUUUAGUGGUUACAUCGAAUGAUUCCAGGAUAAGAAUUUUCGACUUGGAACAAAGAAAGCUUUUGGAAGUAUUGAAGGGAUUCCACAGUGGAUCCUCCCAACACAAGGCACAGUUGUCUAUCUGGCAUGGUCAACCAAUCGUCGUUAAUAGUAGCGACGAUCAUUGGAUUUACGGCUGGAGGUUGAAAUCCUCAGAUAGGGAAAACGACCAAGAAGAAGUCAAGAGAAAACCUAAGGGAUUGGCUCGGUCAGGAAGUCUGAGAAGCAUAUUCAGUAAAUCUAUGAGUAGAUCGUCCAGCCAGAACACUGAAGAAAAGCCACAUCAUCACUUGAAACUUAGUAAUCUACUUUCCUUGCCUCAUCAUAGCAAUGACCAUUUUAUCAAAAAUACAGAUUACAUUUCUUUUCAUGCACAUAAUGCCCCAGUCACGUGUGUUAGCAUUGCACCCCCGGAAACUUCCAAAACAUUGUCCUUAUCUAAUGAUGUCAUUUGCGAGCUAUCUCUAGAAUUCUUUCAGACUUCGGAUAGUUUCGAUGUUUUAAGUCGCAGUAAUGACGAUGGCAUAAUGUCGGAUGUAGAAUCGUCUUUAGGCUACAACUCUAAACCAAAUUCAAUUUCUAAUACCUCUGCUGCUAGCACUAUUCCUGACGUCGUUGACGCUAUUGGAACGAUAUUGAUCAGUACUGAUAACGUAGGUAACAUUCGUGUAUUCAGAGCAGACAUGCCUUCAGUUAUAAGAAAGCGCGUAUUACUCAAGCUGCAAGAAUAUAAUAGGGAGGUUCGGAGAAGAUUCAACAGCUCUGAUUCCUUGCAUUCUUUGGGCAGAAGCUUCAAUUCAAGGGGGAAAUCAAACGCAGCUGGUCAACCGACGACAACAACUUAUAAUAAUACCGCGAAAAGCUAUGUAACAGGCCGUGGAUACUCUAAUAUAUGUCCUAAAAGUAGCACAUCAUUAAAGACACUCGGUAGUAAUGCACAACCAAAAACACCAAGAGAAAGCAUUUCAUCAAUUUUCUCUAAUACACAUGUACCUACUACCCCAACGAGUGCGAUAAAUUUGCCUCUUCGUUGCAAUGUUUGCAAUGGUUCAAGAUUUGAAGCAUUUUCUGGUGCUAAUGAUCAGCAAGAUAGGAACUAUUACUGCGUAGACUGCGGUACAGUAGUCAACAACUUCAGAUAA